ACCCGCCAAAUUAAAUAAUCUUUGAAAGUACUACAAAUACAUACGUCUAUGAGAAAAAUUGACGCUCUAAAUUGUGUUGUGAAAGACAGCGGUCGCUUUAAAUUGUACUGGUGAUGCGACUACAAAUAUAGAAGAUAGUCUUUUAUCCACACAGUAAAUUAAACAAGCCGCGAAGUUCAACGAAUGUGUGGUCACAGGUAGUUGCUGUGACAUAAAAUAUUAACCAUUCUGUUAAUUCCAAGGUUAAGAGUCAUUGAGUGUUGUGUUUGACUUUCACAUCUACUCAGAUCAAGAGCUGGCAGGAGUUCAUUUUAUGUACACUAAGCAAGACACCGUUGCUGCACUGGCUCGUCAUUUACACCAGCAGAGAGUAUAUGCUGAUUUGAAACUUCCUGGCACUCAAAAGCUGUGCAUUGGACUGGGACUCAAAGCAGUUGCUGAACCAGGACCAAGCAGUAAUAUAAACAAUGCUAGAGAAGGACCUACCCUGGGUAAAAAAAUAACUACACCUCCUGUAAGUGGACCAAUACAGAAUCGACGUAGAAAAGGAGAACGAAGUGAGGGUUCACUUCCAGAACCUGGCUCAAAACUCCUGGGGAAGGACGGGAUCAUAGAGUGGACUGUAGCAGACUUCGGUGUUACUACUCCAGGUAGGAUAGGUCAACAGAAUAUAUUAAAAGAAACACGGGGACCUACUCCACACGCAAAGCGGCACAUCUCAAAUGAUAAUGUUUCGAGUGCCUGGCGCCUUUUAGUUGAUCAGUCAAUGUUGAAACACAUAAAGAAAUGCACAGAAGCAGAGGCACAACGGCUCCUUGGAAAUGAUUCCUGGAGUUCGCAUUUAGAAGAAUUAGAUGCAUUUGUUGCUUUAUUAUAUGUUCGUGGCGCACUAGGUGCCAGAUGUAUUGAAGUAGAUGAGUUGUGAUCGAAAAAAUGGGGAGCCCCAUUUUUCACUGACACAAUGACUAGAAAUAGGUUUCGAGAAAUUUUGAAAUAUCUGCGUUUUGAUGAAAAAAAUUCACGGUCGGAACGUUUGAAAAGUGACAAAUUUGCAUUUAUAUCAACUACUUGGAACCAUUUUAUAGAAAACUGUCAGCCGAAUUACAUACCUGGAUCAAAUGUCACUGUGGACGAACAACUUUUCCCCAGCAGAACCAGGUGUCCAUAUUUGCAAUAUAUGCCGAAUAAGCCUGAUAAAUUCAGAAUCAAAUUCUGGCUUCUACCGAUGUAGAAACAAAAUAUCUUUGUAAUGGGUUCCCUUAUGUAGGAAAGAACGAACAGAGGGCACCUAAUGGGAAACUUCCAGAACAAGUAGUAAUGAAGUUGGUAGGUACAUAUCGCAAUAAGGGGCAAAAUGUGACUACUGAUAAUUUUUUCACUACAGUCACACUUGGGGAGACACUGGAAAAAGAGAAAACUAGUCUUGUCGGCACUGUCAACCGUGCAAGAAAAGAAAUUCCGAACACUAUUAAAAAAAUGAAAACUCCUCUUUAUACGUCUGUUCUCUUGAAAAGGGAAGGUGGUACUCUGACUGUUUACCAAGGGAAAAAGAACAAUAAUGUUCUUCUGUAUAGCACCAUGCACACAGAUGUUGAAACACAAAAUAAUUCGAAACACCUUCCCGAAACAGUGAGCUUCUACAAUAGCACAAAAUUUGCUGUAGAUGUCUUGGACCAGAUGACGAGGAAAUAUUCUGUCAGCUCUGGUACUCGUCGAUGGCCUGUACACGUAUUUCACAAUAUCCUUGAUUUAGCAGCCAUCAACGCAUGGAUCGUUUUCAAGCUUGUGACAGGGAUCAAAAUAAGUAGGAGGAAUUUCAUCCUAAAUCUAGCAAAAGAAUUAUGUAGAACCUAUAUGGAAACCAGAAAUCAGGAAAGGAUGCCAAGGGAUGGAAAAGAAAACGAAGAAAAGGACGAUGGUGAUGAAGAAAGAGAUGAAGCGGAAAUUCCUGUGAACGUAAGAAAACUACGCCAAAUGAGGAAAUGCAGAAACAAGACAAAUGAAAUGUGCAGUAAAUGAAAGAGAUAUGUUUGUGGGCCAUGUACAUGUAAAGUAAUAAAGACAGUAGUUUGUAAUGCUUGUAAGUAGGAUUAGGUACUAUACAUGGUCAUUUUUAUGAUUGGUCUUUCUCUUAACAUAUUCAUGGGUACUUGG
Molecule: messenger RNA, 2154 nt
Organism: Schistocerca piceifrons (Central American locust)
Lineage: Eukaryota; Metazoa; Arthropoda; Insecta; Orthoptera; Acrididae
Exons: 4
Coding region: 314-925 (203 amino acids)
Source: RefSeq, a predicted model, not a curated record